AUGCUCAUCGAGGAUGCAGAACGACUGGAGAAGAUAGAUCAACUGUACGGUCUUCGCCUUGACCAAUUAGUGUCAUUGCCAGUCCUUGCCGUGGUCGGGGACCAGUCCAGUGGCAAAAGCUCGGUGCUGGAAGCUUUGACCGGACUGCCAUUUCCUCGGGACUCUACUUUGUGUACCAGAUUUCCCACUCAAAUCGUCUUCAAAAGACAGCAAGAGCGUAGCGUGAACGUCAGCAUCAACCCUGCUGCGGGUACUACUCAACUGCUUGGGCUGAGCCCCCUGAACGGGUGUGAGGGGGACCGUGACGUCCAGCGAUCGUUUUCCAACGACCUUCUCAAGAUCGAAGUGUCUGGCCCGGACCAUGAUCAUUUCAGCGUCGUUGAUCUACCGGGUCUGUUUCGAAAGCCGACAGAAGGCCUGACGACAAAGGAGGAUAUGCUGUUGGUCAGGGACAUGGUGUCGAUGCACCUUCAGAACGAGCGUAGCAUUAUCCUAGCUGUCGUCCCUGCUAAUGUGGACAUAGCUACGCAAGAAAUCAUCCAGAUGGCCGAAGAUGCCGAUCCUGGUCGGGACCGAACACUGGCGGUCCUGACAAAGCCGGAUCUCGUGGACAAAGGUGCCGAGGCACAUACUCCACUCCAUGAACGCAACACGAACGAGGGAUUGUUUUUCGCACAAUCUCCAUGGAAAGCGGUUGCGAGUGAUCGGGCCGGCAUACAAUCACUCAAGACGCGUCUGAACACUCUGAGCGUAGAAGCAUCUCGACAGAGCUUUGACGAAGUCCGGGCCGAGAUCCAGAGAAAGCUGUCUGUCACAAAGACGAAGUUACAAGUGCUUGGCCAGCCGAGAGGAUCAACAGAAUCACAACGUGUCUUCCUUUUACAAUUGGCGUCACAGUAUCAAUCUCUGAUCAACAAAGCGACCGAUGCGCAUUACGGACGGGAUGAAUGUUUUCAUCGGAACCCAAACAUGCGUCUUGCAACGGUGGUUAUGGAGGAAAGUGAUAACUUUUCCGUCACGCUGGCGAAGCGCGGCGCACAUCGAGCGUUCGCAUCACGUGAUUCCGGUAACGGUUCACAGUCUGAGGACGAAGCCACGAUGCCAGAGUCUGAAGACGGAGAAGGUGAUCAGUCAAAUUCUACUCGCGACUUCCCUGAGCUUCGCACGAUAUUACAGCCAGAUAGCGAAGCACCGGCACAGAAUGAUGAACCGAUCGACGCUUGGAUUGCUCGUAAACACAAAGAAUUUCGUGGCUUUGAGAUCGGUAGCACGAAUCCAUCUCUGAUCACGGCACUAAUCUACGAGCAGACAAAUAGCUGGCACUACCACGCUUCCAGCUAUGUGCGUCGCGUCAUAGAAAGAAUUCAUCGUUGCAUUCACGACAUCUUGGUGUAUGUAUGCCCUGAUGAGCAUGUGCGCCAGCGGUUGUGGAAGCAUUUGCAACCACGAUUGGCGAAAGCCUACGGUGUCGCACUUGAUCACACUAGGUUUCUUGUCAAAGUAGAACGCCAAGGAUAUCCUGUCACGCUCAACCAUUACUUUGCACAGACCAUGAUUAAACGCCGCCGACAACGGAUUGAAAGGACUUUGAAAAAUAUGCAAGCCUGGCACACUAAGGACGAUGCACGACAGCCACUUCUGAAGCUUGACGAUAUUCUCAACAGUUUCACUAGCAACGAGGAACAGCACACUGAGGAAAUAGGAGAUGUCUUACGAUCGUAUCACAAGGUGGCUCGGAAACGGUUCGCUGAUGCAGUCGCCAAGCAGGUCGUUGACUAUAUGUUGAUAUGCUCUGAAGAAGGCCCGCUCCAUGUAUUCUCACCCGAAUUUGUGGGAAAGUUGGGAGAGGGGGACUUACAGAAACUUGCAAGCGAAGAUGUUGGCGUUGCUGACCAGCGGAAGCAGCUUCAAGCUGAAGCAGAGAUCCUACAACAGGGCUGCGCAAUCUUGCUCUAG
Molecule: messenger RNA, 1956 nt
Organism: Lithohypha guttulata
Lineage: Eukaryota; Fungi; Ascomycota; Eurotiomycetes; Chaetothyriales; Trichomeriaceae
Exons: 6
Coding region: 1-1956 (651 amino acids)
Cellular component (GO): microtubule; membrane; cytoplasm
Molecular function (GO): GTPase activity; GTP binding; microtubule binding
Source: RefSeq, a predicted model, not a curated record